AGGCUUCACGAUGUUUUAUCAAAUUUCUUGGCUGUCUCUGGGCUCCUCUAUGAUGUCUUUGGCCGGCUGUCUUCCCCACGCUUGGUCUAGAGAUGCAAGUGCUAAAGACUCGAGGCCUGUAAAGCGAUCAUCUUCAUCCUCAAGCAGAAAGUUUUCAGAGAUCCAUUUCCCGUGUUGAGCACUCCCCGCACCUGUGCGGAGGCGGCUGUGGGUAAGUGGGGCAAUAGCAUCAUUUACCCCUCCUUAUAAAGGUUUCAAAGAUACGAGAAGCGCCCUCUUAUCCUAACUCCAACCUCUAUCAUCAGAGUAGCUCUGCAAACAUUACCAAGUAAACCUCAUUAUCUCAUAUUUUAAACCAUAACCACCCACCAUGUCCGCAAAAACCACCAUCAAAGUCCCCCACCUCGGCGGCAUCGACGUAGGUUACCGCCUCUCCAACAACAGCGUCGACGCCACAAAACCCACCGUCGUCCUAAUCAACUCCAUGUGCACGACCUCCUCCCUCUACAACGAGCAAUUCAACAGCAAGUCCCUCACCGAUGCCGUGAACCUCCUCGCCAUUGAGCCGCUAGGCCACGGCGCUACUACCUCAGCCACAGAGCACUUCACGUAUUGGGACACGGCGACUAUGGCGUUGCAGGCUAUGGAGGCGUUGGGGGUGGAGAAGGCUUUUGCGCUGGGGACUAGUCAGGGGGGGUGGAUGGUUGUUAGGAUGGCGUUGUUGGCGCCUGAGAAGAUCCUCGGUCUCCUCCCCCUCGGAACAUCCAUGGACUACGAAUCCGCAUCCUCGCGCGAGAAGGGUUGCUGGGACCCUAAGACCAACCUCCUCCCCUUCUACCUGAAGUGGUCCGUCCCCAACCCCGACUUCGUAGUCGACGCCGUCUGGUGCGGUAUGGUAGGCAGCCUCGGCUUUUCCGGGACCGUCAGCGCGGAGACGCUGGCGUUCUGGGAUGAGACGGUGAGGGAGGUGUAUAGUGGGGAGGAGGGGAGGAAGAGGUUGAGGAUGGCGGUGAUUUGUCUUCUAGAGAGGGAUGGGUUGUUGUUGAGGUUGAGGGAUGUGAAGUGCCCUGUGUACUGGUUGCAUGGACCUGAGGAUCCGGUGUUUAGCAAGACUAUUCCGGAGGAGCAGAUUAAGCUCUUUACGUCGUCGCCGGAGGCGACGCUGACGAUUGUUGAGGGUGCGGGACAUUAUCUUAAUGCUACGAGUCCCAAGGAGACAGAGGAGGCUAUUUUGAAGAUGGUCAGCAAGUACGCUUAAAUGUCAUCAUGGAGGGCUAAAGGAUUCUUGUGGUUCUGGGGCCAGGAGUCAAUAUAUAGGAUUGGGCCUCAGGGGAUGAAUACUAUGGAUUGGAGCUUCCCCUUGAUUUCUGUACAUAUCAAUCACAGUACUGCAUUUCAUGUCUACUCCAACUAAAGUUGAAAUGCAUUGCCACCA
Messenger RNA from Pseudogymnoascus verrucosus, 1435 nucleotides. RefSeq lists its product as uncharacterized. The transcript is spliced from 3 exons. The record is from RefSeq and is a predicted model, not a curated record. NCBI's taxonomy places the organism in Eukaryota, Fungi, Ascomycota, Leotiomycetes, Thelebolales, Thelebolaceae. The coding region runs from base 371 to 1258 and encodes 295 amino acids. Gene Ontology annotation, molecular function: catalytic activity.